AUGUAUCAAUAGGAAAAUAAAUAUGAUUUUAAGAUAGUUUUAGGAAGAGUAAAAGAGAAGAAUAUGAGUUUGAGAUUAUGUUACAGUUAAACUAAGAAUGAUGAUUAUGAGAUAGUAGUCAAAUUGAAAGUGAAGAGUAACAUAGAUGUAAAAACUGCCGAUAGUGAAUUCAAAGAGAGGUGUAAGAGUACAUACACUAUUCUAACAUCGUUUGUGUAAUAAAGAAUCGAGAUGUUAGGAAAUAAAUUCGAGAUUUUUUGAAGCCAACAUUUGCACUUAGUUAUCAUGUAGAUGAACAUUAUGCAUACAUAACAUUUAAAUAUGCUAAUGAAGUUGAGUUGUAAGAGUUUAUGGAGAUCUGUUAAUUUAUUAGAGAGACAAUGGAAAGAUCAUAAGAAAGAGAGGAAUGUGAAUUAAUAAUUGAAAGUGAUUUAUCAUUUGAUAAAUUAAGUGAAAGUAUUUCUAAUGCUAUUUAUUAAAUGAAUUUGGAAAUAUAAGGAAAGGCAGAAUUUCAAAAGGAUACUAUAAAAUUAUUGGAAAAUCUUAAAUUAUGCAAAUAAGAGAAUUUACCUUAGUUUUUGUAAAAAAAAAAUUUGAGUUAAAUUUUAUUAUAUCUUUAAUUAUUAUAGAAGGCUCAUGCAGAAAUAGAAAUAGAUAAGAUUUAAUAUGAUGUAGGAUUUGCUUAACCUAAUAUAGAAUUACCUUUCAAAUUUGCUAUUUAUGGGAAAUUGUAAAGAUUUGCUGAAUAAUAUUUGGAUGAUGGAAUAGAAUUGACAAUCAAAGGACCUGGAUUAUUUUUAGAUAUAUAUUACACUUACAAAGGAAGCAUAUUCAAAUUGAUUGACAAUAUUUUAAUUAUUAAACAAUGA
Paramecium primaurelia is the source of this 869-nucleotide messenger RNA. The record is from the annotation of a GenBank genome assembly. NCBI's taxonomy places the organism in Eukaryota, Ciliophora, Oligohymenophorea, Peniculida, Parameciidae.